UUAAUGCUGCUACUGUUUCUUCUUGCCACUGUAAAGAACUUUGAAUUCCCUUUGUGUAUGAAAUUACUGCAUGUUUAGUGUAAAUUGCCUGGUUUUCUGCACUCAGAGAGAAAAUGUCUUCCCCGUCAGAGGAUCUCGUCUGUCCGAUCUGCCAGGACACCUUUAGAGCUCCUGUUGUUCUAACAUGCAGCCACGGCGUCUGCAAAAAAUGCCUGAAGAGCUGGUGGAAAGAGAAACCAAUACAGGAGUGUCCAGUUUGUAAAAUAAGAUCAUCAAAGAGUGACCCACCUUGCAACUUGGCAUUAAAGAGGCUGUGUGAGGCCCAAAAGGUAGAGAGGAGAGUUUCAGCACGGCCUGAGGGUCUCUGCAGUCUGCACUCUGAGAACCUUAAACUCUUCUGUCUGGACCAUCAGCAGCCAGUGUGUCUCAUCUGUCAGCAUUCAGACAAACGUACUGGACAUACAUUUAGACCUAUUAACGAAGUUACACAGGAUCACAGAGAGGAGCUCCAGAAAUCCCUGAAGCCCUUACAGGAGAAACUGAAGCUCUUUGAUCAAGUUAAAGGAAACUGUGAUCAAACAACAGAACACAUUAAGGUCCAGGCCCAAGACACAGAGAGGCUGAUUAAGGAGCAGUUUGAGAAGCUUCACCAGUUUCUACAAGAGGAAGAGGAGGCCAGGAUCAAAGCUCUGAGGGAAGAAGAGGAGCAGAGGAGUCGGAUGAUGAAGGAGAAGACUGAGGCUGUGAGCAGAGAGAUAUCAGCUCUUUCAGCCACAAUCAGAGCCACAGAGGAGGAGCUGAGAGCUGAAGACGUCUCAUUCCUGCAGAACUACAAGGCUGCAGUGAAAAGAACCCAGCAGCGCCCCCUGCUGGAGGAUCCACAGCUGGUCUCAGGAGCUCUGAUAGAUGUGGCCAAACACCUGGGCAACCUGGCCUUCAACAUCUGGAACAAGAUGGAGGUGGUGGUCUCCUACACUCCUGUGGUUCUGGAUCCAAACACUGCUCAUCCAGAACUCAUCCUGUCUGAAGAUCUGAUCAGCGUGAGAUGUGACAAGAAACAGAUUCUUCCUAAAAACCUUGAGAGGUUUGACUUCUUUCGCAUUGUCCUCUGCUCCCAGGGCUUUGACUCAGGGACUCACAGCUGGGAUGUUGAGGUUGGAGACAACACAGACUGGUUUGUUGGCGUGGCAGCAGAAUCCGUCCAGAAAAAGGGAAAACAUCCAUCUUGUUUAUGGAGGAUAGGGCUGAUGAAUGGUACAUACACAGCACGCUCCUUAUCAGACCCCUCUACAGUUCUUUGUGUGAAGCAGCAGCUCCAGAGGAUCAGAGUGAGUCUGGACUGGAACAGAGGAAAACUGUCCUUCUCUGAUCUUGGCACAAACACACACAUACGCACCAUCACACACACAUUCACUGAGAGGCUGUUUCCAUACUUAAACACUAAAAACAUAAGCCCACUAACGUUAAUACCAGUGAAGCUCUCUCACAGACGAACAUGAUCACUUCCUAAAAGCCCUCACUGCUUCCUGUGUGCUGGCAUAGUGUGUGCACAGACUGAGAGACUAUGGUCAAUGACCAAGAAGCUGAGCUUGGGUCAAGUUUGGCUGCAGUGCAACUCAAACCUCAUUGUUGGUUGAUUCUUUUGUAAUUUCAUUUAGGUUUAUUUACAAUGGUUAAUCUAAUAGUAGGGCUUUUACAAUUGCAUGACAGUAUGUCUGUCACCUGAGUCUGUACCCAACAAAACGUGAUCUAGAGGCUGACAUGAGGCCUACAUGAAGUCUGAAGCUUAGUCUAGGUUCCUGUAUGGCGUCUGAGGUUGCCAAAUUAGGUAUGAAGUUCAGGACAACUUCAGGGACUACUGUGAGCCACUAGAAGAAGCACCUGCAGAGCAGAGUUUCAUUUUGUCUGUGUUGUUCUUGAUCUCAUUAAGUAAACUGCCUGAAAUGGGAACUUUAGAGUCCUGGUCUUUCUUCAACUUUAUCUUAGUAUCCUUUCACUCAUCCAACAAAACUAAACCAAAUUCCUGGCAGAUUACUUUGUAACUAGCGACACAUUCUGUUUAAAUGACGAUCAUCACAGCAGGAAGAAACGCUCAUCACUGAGAGAAUGUUCCAGAGCUGUAAAACCCAGUGUCACAGCAGCACAAACUGCAGUGUAUUGGCACAUGGUAAGUCUUUAAACUCACAGAUCUAUUUCUCCAACAGGCCUUCUUAGAUUAAAGUUUGUCGUCUCACUCGCCAGGUGCUAGAAAGAAAAAAUAAUAAAUCACAAAAUAGUUGUGCAGACAACAGAGGCACUGUCAUUCGUGAUCACUAGAUGUUAUUCAGUUACAAUCGUUAUGUAAAAACUAGCUAGGGUGAUGCAACUUGCUUUUUCCCCCCAGUAAUAAACCUACAGUGAGUUAUAAGAGCUGGCACAACCAGGCCCAGGAGGUUUAAGAGGAAGAUUCAAGGAAAUCUAAGAGCUUAAAUGUAGUUUGCAAUUGUAAUGUACAGUUGAAAACGAGCCAUGUGGCCUACACUGGCAUAUUUACAAUAAUGUUUAUUAAUUAUGCAUCAUCUCUAAAAUAAAUUCGUUGAAAUUAUGGUUAAUGCCAUGGGUUGUCAAGAUGUUUGUGGAGAUGUCAUGAAUGUACAAACCAAAACAUAAUUGUGAUUUUACAACAUACUAAUUUUUUUCCAUAUAGUUUUGAAAAGACUAAUCAGAUUAAUUGUUCAGUUUGGCAGUUUAAGUAUUUACAUAAAGUGCAGAUGCAGAUUUGGUGAGUCAGAAUGAGAAUGACACAAGCAGUGUUGGAAAGCUGGAUGAGCCACAUCUGCUCCUGGUACUAGACAUGAAAAACUGCCAAAGCGAGACGUUUUGUUUAAGAUAAUUUAUUUUGUACAGAGAGACGUUCAGAGGCGGCAUCUGACUGACUGAGGGGGCGUAUGGACCGCCCAAAGAGAAUGCAUUUCCACACCCAGGAUGAUACUAACUUUGAGGGCACCAAUUUCUCCGUGUUUGUGUGGAUAUCAAGUAUAUUACAAAGAUGGACAAUCGACCCGUCGGCCACUCGUGACAAAGUGUCUGGUACAAGGUGGACUGCUGCCAGUGGAGACUCGGUGCAGAUCAACCAAACUUUGUGGAGGCUGCGUUCAAGAACGUCACAACUCUGGCACAGACUUGCAUCACAACAUUCCAGAUACAGGAAAAUCUAUCAUGCCAACAAAAAAAAAA
Messenger RNA from Monopterus albus (swamp eel), 3216 nucleotides. RefSeq names its product nuclear factor 7, brain-like. The record is from RefSeq and is a predicted model, not a curated record. Lineage: Eukaryota; Metazoa; Chordata; Actinopteri; Synbranchiformes; Synbranchidae. Gene Ontology annotation, molecular function: zinc ion binding; protein binding.